UUUUGUCUCAUCAGAAUUUUUGAGUUUUACUUAUUUGCAGCUUUAUAGAAAGGGAGGGAUAGUUUCAAGAUGUUUGGCAUCACAGAACCGUAUGAAAAAUGGAUGGAUAAACCAUUAUUUAAUUGUCCUUCAGAUGACCGUCAUGCCUAUAUGCAAUUGGUUCACAUGAAAUGUUUUGCUGUGACAAUUAUGAACAGCUGUGUUAUGAACAUCCUAGUGGUCAAAGCUGUACAGUUCUACCUGACGCGUCUCCUUGGAGUUUGUGCAUUAAUGAUUCUUCUAUCACCAUCUCUGGUGGGGAAGGUUAUUCCAAUAGUUCUCCUCGUUCUUUCUUUCUAUAUACCUUAUUUUAGAGGAUAUAUACAUUUUCGGUAUGGUACAUUCUACUUAUAUUGCUUAAUAUGCUGCAUGGAAGUCCAAGGGUUUGAAUUUCUUUUUGAUCUUUAUUUAAUCCUCUGCUAUGUAUUUGAAGCUGCAUAUUCUUUCUAUGCGAGGAGACGAUUUAAUGUCCUUGCCACAAUUAUAUGCGAAUUCGGCAUGUGGACAAUACCCUGUUCCAUGUGGUUCAGAAUUGGAGUGACAUUUGCUUAUCUAGCAGUAGAAGCUUAUAAUUAUCCACAAAUAUGGGCUCUGUCUACUUUUUAUGUCUUCUUGAGCGGUUAUAUGUUCGUAAGCCAUAUGCAUGGAAUGGAUUUGGAAGAACAAUUGGAAGUAUUAAGAAAAUCAAUGACAUUUUUGAUUGAGUCUUUCAUUAUUAACGCUAGUAUUGCUGUAGUACCGGAAAAGAGAAAAUUCUAUAAAUUCCCUUAACUUGUAUUUUUCGUCAUCUUUGGAAGA
This is a messenger RNA of Argiope bruennichi, 837 nucleotides long. RefSeq lists its product as uncharacterized. The transcript is spliced from 2 exons. NCBI's taxonomy places the organism in Eukaryota, Metazoa, Arthropoda, Arachnida, Araneae, Araneidae. The record is from RefSeq and is a predicted model, not a curated record. Bases 70 to 810 code for a protein of 246 amino acids.